Benincasa hispida (wax gourd) is the source of this 1068-nucleotide messenger RNA. Its product is annotated as KOW domain-containing protein. Gene Ontology annotation, cellular component: ribosome. Lineage: Eukaryota; Viridiplantae; Streptophyta; Magnoliopsida; Cucurbitales; Cucurbitaceae. Gene Ontology annotation, molecular function: RNA binding; structural constituent of ribosome. The record is from RefSeq and is a predicted model, not a curated record. Gene Ontology annotation, biological process: translation.
UAAAACCUCCCACCAAAGAGGCCUAAGGUUCCAUUCGCAUUCGCACCUCUCUCUCAGUCGUCGAGCCGUCAGUCUCUCCUCACUACCGUUCCCUCUCUGUCUCAGUCGCUGGUCUCCGCUCUCUGUAGAAGCUGUGUUUCGCUGGAUCUCAAUCUAACCCACUUGUCUCAGAUAGUGGCAGCAGCAGAUUUGGUGUUUGCAUUACAUUUAAAUGGGUUGGAAGGCUGCCGAAAAGCUUAUUAGGCACUGGAAAAUUCUUAGAGGAGAUAAUGUGAUGAUCAUUAGAGGCAAGGAUAAAGGAGAAACUGGUGUAAUUAAGCGUGUCAUUCGCACUCAAAAUCGUGUUAUUGUCGAGGGCAAAAAUCUGGUGAAGAAACAUAUUAAGCAAGGACAAGGUCAUGAAGGUGGAAUCUUUACCGUUGAAGCUCCCCUCCAUGUAUCAAAUGUCCAAGUUGUUGAUCCAGUAACAGGGAAGCCUUGUAAGGUUGGUAUUAGAUAUCUUGAAGAUGGUUCUAAAGUACGAGUUUCAAGAGGGAUUGGAGCCUCUGGAUCUAUAAUUCCUCGUUCAGAGAUCUUAAAGAUAAGGACUACUCCCAGACCUACAGUUGCUGGUCCCAAGGAUACUCCAAUGGAUGUGGUUCUGGAGAAAACUUAUGAUGCUAAAACAGGGAAGGGCAUGCCUGAACUUUAGAAGUUACUUAUCUUCAAUUCAGAAGACAUGGUUGUACUAGGUUGGAAAAUAAUCAGAAUGUGAGGAUAGAUACAUCUUUGUUGUAUUGGGCGGCAACUUGUAUUUUAUUCCCCUGAUUGUCGUUUACAAUUAUUUUAGAUUAAUAUUCAUGAGGAUGGCUUUUGCAGGAACCACUCUGAUCUUCUGAUGGUUAUAUGAUGGAAGGAAAUGGUUUUGAACUUAAACUUUUGGUGUGUAACUGUAAUACAUUUUUCCUUUCCGAGCCGCUGCUCCAGGAAAAAAAUCUCAUCUCCGUUGAAAAUCCUCCAUCUAGAGAAUAUGUAUUUCUUUCUCCACUCACAUUGAAAUUUUUCCCGACUCCUUGGGACUUAGACUAA